Molecule: messenger RNA, 8550 nt
Organism: Rhinichthys klamathensis goyatoka
Lineage: Eukaryota; Metazoa; Chordata; Actinopteri; Cypriniformes; Leuciscidae
Product: piezo-type mechanosensitive ion channel component 2
Source: RefSeq, a predicted model, not a curated record
AACUCCAUCAUGAGAGCACAGAGUCUGGGUGAAAUGCCACGAGAUGUCAUAGUUGGGACUUUAUUUCAUUUACUUCUGCCUGUUUUACUUCUGACUGCAAUAUCACUGAGGUACAAUGGGCUGUCAGUCGUGUAUCUGUUUUUCCUUCUGUCCGUGCCGCUGUUGCCCAGUCCAGACUUGGCUACUAUGAAGGGGAAAACUGGCCGUUUUCUUCGUGCUCUUUGCUCCACUGGAGUAAUACUUUUGGCAUUGCAGUGUGGGAUGCAAAUCACCUUCACAUAUAUUCCCAAGGACGUGACUGGGCCAUGGGACAACAUCUACUUUCACCUCGGCAUUGUCAGGUUUAGCGAUGUGGACACACUUAACAUAAUACGUCUGCUAAUGCCAGAUUUUGCUGUCUUCCUGUCUACACUGUUCAUCAUUCGCCGGUGUAAGCCCAAGAAGCCACAUCACAGUGAAAACACCCGGCAGCUCUUCGAGACUGAGGGUUCCGGAGAAGAGAUUUCAGACUCAGAAUAUGAAGGGGAGAGUGGAAUGUCUGAGGGUUCCUCUUUUGACACCUCUGUUGAGAGCCACACCGCUCCUGCCUCCUCUCCCGACGUUCUGCAGAAACUCAUCAUAUUUAUGACUGGUCUGAUACUCCUCAUGUCUUCUGUAAUGAACACUGCUGGAAAAGUUUUAGUUACUGUUCUAUUAGGACUGGCAGGUAUAACGUUUCCCUCCCUGACGUCAGCACUGUAUUUCAUGGUGUUUCUUGGCCUUGUGUGGUGCUGGGUAUUGGACUACACCAUCUCUCUGCUGCACUACAGCUCUUUGUGUGUAAUGAUGACCAUCUUCAGUGGAGGACACAUCCUUAUCAUCUACCUCUACCAGCUGCCCCUCUUCCAACAGCUCAUUCCUCCACAGGAUGACUUUGCCAGGUUGUUUGGUUUGACAGCGCUCAUCCAGACCAACAUGUCAGAACCGUAUAUCCUGGCUCUGCAUGAAGAUGGCAGCUGGCCUGCAAUAAUGAACCCACUAAUGCUCCUACUGCUGUAUUUUUCAGUAAUGAGUUUACUACAAAAGUGGAAUCAAUCUGUCGAGGAGGAAAAUGUUGAAAACUAUUCUGAAGACUCCAGCAUCCAAUCAAGCUUUUCCAAAAUUCACCAUUUCCAGCCUGAAAGAAAAGAGGCUAUGGUGUUGGAGUGGAAGAGGACGUGGCAAGACCACGAAGAUUCUGGGGUGAAUUCCCUGAUUCUGGAGGAUGACUACCCAAAUUGCUUGGCUUUAUCCCCAUACACACAGAAGAUCUCUUAUUGUACAUUAAAAAAAUACACUGUGGAGAAUGAAAGCUGUAACAGAGACAAUGACAUAUUGAAUGAGGUGGACCCUCUGCCUUCCACGGAUCGGCCUGGACCCAGUGCUUCGGUCCAGCUGGGACAGGUCAUCAUGAAACAGAGCUAUAUAAUCGCUCUCAUCAUCACGAUGGUAUGGAGCAUCUGCUAUAACUCAUGGCUCACAUUAAUGUUACUGGUGUGGUCGUGUGCGAUCUGGAUGUUGAAGGAUCGGCGGCGGUUCGCUAUGCUUAGUGCUCCAUUUCUCGCUGUCUAUGGGACAUUGCUGCUAGUGGUUACAUUCAUCAGUCAACUCCAUCUUAAACAUAUUGACAUUUUCCCUGCUUUACCGAGGGUUGUGUUGAUUGACUUUGAUGUGUAUGGUUAUCCAGUGCCCUGUGUGCACCUCGCUGCAAAGGUUUCUUUUACGUUUAGUUUCUGGAUUUUACUUCGGCAACGACUGAAAGAAAAAAAAGAGGAGCUACAGAGCACGGAUGAUUUAACGGAGGUCAAAGUUCAACCAUGUGAGAACAGUCCAAGCUCUGCUAUGAUGACUGUGUUGGGAGGAUCAGUGAAAGGCAUGUUGGUGAAGUACUGGAUCUUCUGCUGCUGCUUCAUGUUCUUCUUUGUCAGUUUCUCAGACAAAGUGGCAGUCUACAAAAUUCUCUAUAUCUGCUUAUUCCUUUUCGGUGUGGUUCUGUACGAGGUGCAUUAUGAAGUAUGGAGAAGUCAACUGAAGUAUUUCUGGGCGGUUGUGGUUGGAUACUCUAUUCUAGUUUUGAUCCUGAUCUACGUAUACCAGUUUAAAAGUGUCUGUAACCUCUUCCAACAGAUUUUAGGCAUAACAGAGGAAAGGUUACGAGACCUUGGGUUAGAACAGUUUGAUACCGUUGAACUGUUUGCACGAAUCUUACGGCCAGCGUUCUUCCUUCUGGCCUGCAUUCUUCAGCUGCAUUACUUCAACUGUGACUUCCUCUCUUUAACUGAUCUUCAGACAGUCUCAACAGAGAACAGAACAAACAGAGAAGAAGGUCUGAAGCAAACACUGAAGGGGAUUUUUGAUAUGAUAAGGACAAACACUGAGAAACUGAUGACAUGGGUGAAGGAAGGGCAGCUUCGAGGAAAAGGUGGUGAUCAAAUAAAUAUUUCGUCUUCCUCCUUGGACAAAGAUCAUGAAAUAGAAUUAGUAGAUGAUGUGGACACAGUGAUCCAGUGGUUGGCGGUGGUGGACAGGGUGCAUGACUUGAUCCUGCGUGCUGUUCUGCUGUUAUGGAGAGGUCAGGAGGUGUGCUGGAGAAUACUGGAGCUCCACAGCUUCAAACUGGUCUCGACAGGCAUCAUCUGGGUUUGCGUGCAGGAGGUAUCGCUGAUGAACUUUUUGUUUUUGGUGUUUUGGACAUUUGCUCUGCCAUAUCCGAGACUGCGGCCUUUGGCCUUCAAUGUGUCUUCUGUUUGGGCCUGUGUGAUGGUUGUGUGUAAAAUGAUGUACCAGCUAAAAAGUAUCAAACCAUCUGAAUAUUCUUCAAACUGCACUGCUGGCCUGUCAUCAUCUAAUGAGAGUUGGACUGCUGGUAACAGAGCAGAGCUGUUGAGGAGUUCAGUUCUGUAUGUGGCACCAGUAGAUCCGGCGCUGUGGGUCGGCGGACUGAGGAAGUGUGAGGAUCGCAUCCUGCCCUGCCUCUGGAAUCACUUGUUAAUUCUAGGCCUCCUUGUGUUUGAUGUGACUGUCCAUCGCCACCAGCUGCAUCACCGUCUUCAAAAUGGCCUUAAAGCAACAUACAGCAGCACCAUAUUCCAGGGUGUGACGCAUCAUAAUCUGGACCACGGCAUUCUGCCCUCCCUCAGAUAUUUCACCAACUAUUUCUUCUACAAGUUUGGUUUGGAGGUGUGUAUUGUGGUAGCAGUAAAUGUCAUUGGCCAACGGAUGGAUGUCUGUGCGCUUCUGCACUCUUUCGCUCUAAUGGCUGUUCUGGCACGUCGUCGUAGGAAAGCCAUAGGAGAAGUGUGGCCAAAAUACUGCUGCUUCAUCGCAAGCUUCAUGGUCCUGCAGUACCUGCUGUGCAUCGGCCUACCACCAGCGCUCUGCAUCGAUUAUCCCUGGAGGAAGUCAUCUCUGGCUUUGAGCUCUAAUCAGAUAAAGUGGCUGUAUCUACCAGACUACGCCACGAGUCCCAACGCCACCUUCAUCCUUUAUGACUGCCUGCUGUUGUUGGUGGCGUCUCUGCAGUGGCAGGUCUUUGAGGAUGAAAAUCAGGCUUGCAUGAGACUCCUGGCAGGAGAGAAUGUGGAGAUCAGCCGAAACCUGGAUCCUCAAACCCUAAACCAGUACACUCCUGUCAACAACUUCCUUCAUUGCCGGUCGUUUCUGGACAUGUUGAAGCUGUUUGUGUUCAGUUAUUUUUUCUGGAUGGUGUUAUGUCUCAUCUUCAUCACUGGAACCACAAGAAUUAACAUCUUUUGUCUGGGUUAUCUGGUGGCCUGUUUCUACUUCAUGCUGUUUGGAGGCACAUUACUGCUGCAGCCAGUGCAGUGUGUGCUCAGACUGUGGGACGGUCUCAUAGCAUACACCUGUGUGGUCAUCAGCCUCAAGAACAUGCUCUCACUUGGCUCUUGUGCUUAUCUGGAGAGUCUACAGAAGCACGGCUGUUGGCUCAUCCAAGCUUUUAGCAUGUUCUGCACCAUCAAAGGCUACAGUUUACCUAACCCUGACAGCCAGUGUGAGUUGCCGGAGGGUGAAGCUGGGAUCGUCUGGGAUGCGAUCUGUUUCACUGUGCUGUUGGCUCAGAGGAGAGUCUUCCUCAGCUACUACUUCCUCUAUGUCGUGUCUGACCUUCAGACUGCGAAGAUCCUUGCUUCAAGAGGUGCAGAGUUGUUUGAAGCCAAAGUGAAGAAACAGGUGGCAGCAAGAUUGGAGAUGGAGAUCAAAUCUGUGGAGACACUGAAGAAACAAAUGGAGAAAAUCAAGUCAAAACAGAAGAAUGCUCCUCAUGAGGAAGUGACAUCAUCUGCUGUUCAUCCUGAAUCCUCACUUUUCCCGAAGCGAAACGAUGGGGACUGUGGCUAUGAUCUGUUUGAAACUGACAGUGAGGAAGAGGAAGAGGAGGUGAAGGACAGGACACAAGACAACAUUUUACCUAAGAAGAAAACUGCUUUUCAGUUGGCAUAUACGGCGUGGACGUCAGGACCCAAGGCGGCCCUUAGAGACCAUGAACAUCAAGAGGAAGAAGAGCAAAGAAAAGCCAAAAGACAGUUGCAGAGACAAGAGGCCAUGGAGAAAGAGGAGUCUGAUGAGGAGCAGCAAGAGGAGCUCAGUCAAAAUGAAGAGGAAGAAAGAGAGCACAUAUUUAAGCGAAUUCUUGACACGGUGAAGUUUCUCUGGGUUUUCCUUCUCUAUCUCACUGAGGAUGCAAUAUCAGGUCUGAAGUCGCUGUGUAAAGACAGCUUGAACAUCUCUAAGGUGCUUCGGCUUGAGAAAACUCUACUGAGCAUUCAACAGAACAAGGGCAGAGAUGUCACUCAUGACAGUAUUCAUCAGUUCUACAAAAACUGGCUCUCCAGACAAGACACAGAGGCAUCAUUGGACAAGGCCAAAGAGGAUAUACAGGACAUUAUCUCCACACCUCCAGGCAUGAGCAGUCACCCGUGUGGCUACGUCAAACUCAACAGUGUCCACUCAUGGGGCAGCAGCCUAUCCAGCUGCCAGACUGAUGACACUCCUCUAGUCACACGCCAGCCAACUCAAGAAGACUUGGAAGCCCUGGAUCUUAAUCAACUGGAUGCUGUCCAGCACUGCGACAAUGGAGAUGUCCUGUCCCAAAAUCCUGAUUACAACGAAGAGCUGAAGGAUCAUGAUGAAAGAUUUGAAAAGAUAACAGAUGGAUGGACAAAUGAAGAAAAUAUACCUAACAUUGUGCUGCCAGAAGUCCCCGAGCUGAAUCAUCUGCAUGAGGGAAAAGAUGAAGAGAUCCAAGAGUCCAGAAUGCUCAAUCAAGAGACCAGAGCACUUACUGCCAGCGAAUUACUGCUGAACAAAAUAUUUGAUAUUCCAGAGAUUGAGGAGUCUGAGAGAUUCUACUCUUCAUUACCGUGUGGUGUGCGUCUCAUCUUUGCUCUCUACAAUUUGAUGGAGUCUCAGUCAGAGAUGUUCUGUUACUUUGUGAUUAUCUUCAAUCAUAUGAUGUCUGCCUCUCUGCUCACACUCUUCCUACCCAUCCUCAUCUUCCUGUGGGCCAUGCUGUCAGUGCCACGACCAACCAAGCGCUUCUGGAUGACAGCUAUCAUCUACACUCAGCUCACAGUUGUGGUGAAGUACUUUUUCCAGUUUGGCUUCUUCCCAUGGACAACAUCAGCAUAUCGUGGCAUUAAUGCGGAGCGUCCAUUCGCAGUCCCCAACAUAGUUGGAGUUGAGAAGAAAGAUGGCUACGUCCUGCUAGACCUCAUCCAGCUAAUUGCUCUGUUCUUCCAUCGCUCCAUCCUUAAGUGUCAUGGUUUAUGGGAUAACAAGGAGGUGGAGAUGCCAGACUUCUUUAAGAAGCUAAAGAGGAAAACAGAGAAAAACAAGAUGACUGGAGGAUCGAGACGACGAGAAGAAAGCACAAAUAGACGAAUUCCCUUCAUUCCUCUUCAGGCUUCAUUCACUUCUUUCCUUCGAAGACAGAGAGCAGAGAGUCCUGAGAGACAGGAUGAGAGCCAUAGCAGGGAAAGGCGUUCACAGAAGAAGCGGCAGAGGAAUGUGCCGCUAAGCAGAAAGGAGCGAAUGAAAAAGUAUAUGAAUGACCGAAUGCUGGAGGCCAAAGCUGCUGUCAUAGAGCUUGCUCUACACAUAUACUUACCCAUAAGGCAGUUCUUCUAUGACAUCAUUCACCCCGAGUACAGCCCUGUGUGUGAUGUGUAUGCGGUGAUGUUUCUGAUAGAUGUGGUGAACUUCAUCAUCAUUAUAUUUGGAUAUUGGGCUUUUGGAAAGCACAGCGCGGCCGCCGAUAUAACAGAGUCACUGUCAGAAGACCAGGUUCCUGAGGCUUUCCUCGUCAUGCUUCUCAUCCAGUUCAGUACCAUGAUUGUGGACCGGGCACUCUAUCUCCGUAAAACUCUCCUUGGGAAGUGUGUUUUCCAGGUAGUGCUUGUGUUUGGGAUCCACUUCUGGAUGUUCUUCAUACUACCUGGUGUCACAGAGAGGAGGUUCAACCGGAAUCGAGUUGCUCAACUGUGGUACUUUGUCAAGUGUAUCUAUUUUGGUCUCUCAGCAUACCAGAUCAAAUGUGGCUACCCUAAUCGUGUUCUUGGAAAUUUUCUUACCAAGAACCACAACUACUUCAACCUCUUCCUCUUUCAGGGGUUCCGGUUUGUUCCGUUCCUGACUGAGAUGAGGGCAGUGAUGGACUGGGUGUGGACAGACACCACUCUUAGCCUUUCUAACUGGAUAUGUGUGGAGGACAUCUAUGCCAACAUCUUUAUCCUCAAGUGCUGGAGGGAAGCGGAAAAGAAAUACCCUCAUCAACGAGGACAGAGGAAGAAGAAGGUGGUGAAAUACACCAUGGGCGGCUUCAUCAUUUUUGCUCUUAUCUGCAUCGUCUGGUUCCCUCUUCUCUUCAUGUCAUUGGUUAAAUCUGUAGCAGGAGUAACCAAUCAACCAUUAGAUGUGUCCAUCCAGCUGAGCAUAUUAGGAUACGAGCCAUUGUUCAGCAUGAGCGCUCAGGAGAACAAUUUGAUCCCAUUCUCUCAAUCAGCCUUACAGAGAAUGACCAAUGACUACGCCACUUACCCGUCUGCGAUGCAGUUCAUCGUGAACUAUAUGGCAGAGGAUAUAGUGAUGGCAAAGAUCAAAAGUGACGCCAGUCUGCUGUGGAGCGUCAGUCCUGCCAGCCGAGACGCCAUGAUCAAUGAACUCAGCAACUCAACACACUUCUACAUCACCCUGCGCUGGACUUUACUGCGAAAUGCAUCGCUGGUGAUGAAUGCUGAGACGGCUGGUGAACACACAGUGAAGUAUGAAGACAGCGGACUGAGAGAUGAACUGGUGUCUAUGCUCAGAGGGACACACAGCCGUCCACUGUACGGGUUUCUCAAACAUUAAAUGUGGACUCUCUCUACAUCUGUUUUUGCCACUUCUCAUUCCAUCUGUUUUCUGAUGCCUGCCAGGAUGCUGGAAAAUCUGCUGCCAAAGUAUAUCAGAGGAACUUCCGGACCUAAUGCUAAAGUGGCACACCGACUUCAAGUGGAGCGUUCCAGAGGCUCGGAUGACGGUCAUCUCCAGUUCUUGCGUCCUCUGUCCGUCAAACUGCAGCGGGGGAACGGGAGCUCCGCAGGGAUGGGGUCGCAGUGGUGGGUGGUGGAAGAGUGUUUUCCUGAGCCUCCAGCCAGCACAUGCCAGAGUAUUGAGAUGGUGGUGUUCAAUGAUAAAGUCAGCCCGUCCAGUGUGGGCUUCCUAGCCGGAUAUGGCAUUGUGGGUCUGUACAUGUCCGUAGUGCUGGUCGUUGGUAAGUUUGUGCGGGAGUUCUUCACAGGCAUAUCUCGAUCCAUCAUGUACGAGGAGCUGCCGUGUGUGGACCGCGUGCUCAAACUGUGCAAUGACAUCUUUGUUGUGCGAGAGGCUGGAGAGAUGGAGAUGGAAGAGCAACUGUUUGACAAGCUCAUCUUCCUGUACCGCUCACCUGAGACCAUGAUCAAAAUGACCCACCAAAAGAAUGAGUAGCUUUCAUUUAUGAUGCAUGACAUUUCUGUCAAAAGAUCAACCUCUGAACAUCUCAGAAGGACAAUAUUGUAUGACAGUAGCGUCUGCUAUAAGGCAUAAGCAGAAAGUCUUUUAUACAUUGUACUGCAGUAGUAAGAAAUAUGAUGUGCAUUUACAUCUAUCCAUGAGGAGGUUUUGAAGCCAUGAACUGCAUAAUCUGAAAAGAGCAUCAAUGUAAAAGAAAUGAUAUAUACAAGAAUGAUAAAGAUUGUAUGAAAUUAUUUAUGCUUAAUUGACUUCACUAGUGGUAUAUCAAUAUUCAUACAAUGCAUGAGUAUUUCAUCUUCAAUGUUUCAAUGAGCUUUUUUUAAUCAGUUAGCCAGUUUCAUAUGUUGUAAUAUUAUGCUGUCCUUCCAUAUAUGAUCCACUAGUCGGUGUGUGUAUAGUGAUUCAUAUAAUAAACCCUGGCAUGUGGAAAACAACUUGUAUUGCAUCUUGUUGCUCAGCUGGAAAGUUCUCAUUGAACAUUAAGACUUCUUCUUACAUUAAAAAUCUUUGGUCUGGAGG